UGUAUUGUAGCUUCUUGUUGUAAAGAUGCUGUGUCAAUACGUACAAUUAUUUUUUCAAUUAUUUUAUUUGCGUUUAGACAUUACUUAGCAACAGCAAAAUAAAAACUUCCGGCUACGGUCUGAGCAGGGCAGGUAUGCAACGUUCACAUUUUCACUUUAGCUAAAAAUGACAACAUAAAAUAAAUAUAUAUUUAAAAAGGCUGAAAUAACUACAGCUUGCAUCUACAAGUUAGUUUAAUUAUUUUCCAAUCUUUAGGGUUUUUGACAUAUUUGUGGUUACUUUGAGCCUAUUCGAUAAAUGUUUCUGAAUUUCUAGAUGCCUGUGCUAUUUUAAUUUACCCUGACACACUAGCAAUUAUUUGUAGCUCCUAUUGCUUUUGAAAGCCCUCAGUACUCAGUUUGUACAUUUAUAAUAAAUGUAUGCCCUAUUUUAACUGUGCUAUACGUUUGUUGCACAGUAUGUCUGCCAAAGGGACAACAGUUGUUGCAGCAACUAAGGCUAAUACCAAGCUGGUGGAUAUUAUAAAGAAAAAUGAUUUGCCACAGAAAAAACUGCUCUCUGUUGAGGCUCAGCGAAUCUCACGCAUACUGCAAAACUGCAUCAAUCAAAUCAAGAUAGUGGCAACACUGCCUGCUCUUCUCAGCUCAUGCGGUGAUUCUGUAGACUUGGAUGAAAAGCUGAUGAGGGAUCUGAAAAAACAUCAACUUUUGUCUGAAAAAUUGGAGAGGGAGAUACUAGAAAAUGACAACCAAGAAUCAGGUGAAGAUAUUGAAGUCAAAAAGAGGGCGCGGGUUCAGCUUGAGAAGGACGUCAAGAACUCUGUCAGGGAUCUGCUUAGGUUUUUACGCUCAUACCCAGAUGACCUUUUAUUUCUUAGAGCAGAGCAAUACACAGGGGAGAAUGAGGGCAAGUUAAUCAAAGGGCUUCAGAAGUUUCACAGUAAUACAGUUGACAAGUUGCUGAUGGGUCUGGACGAGGAGUCCACAAUGGUUUUGCACAAGCUGGCAUUUCCAUCCACUGCAGAUGAUCUAGAAGUUUUGGCGUCAAGGGAGAAGGAAGUUGCUACAGCCAAGAAGCAAAUAGAUGAAAAGAUUGCUGAGAAAAACACUGAAAUGAAAAUCUUGGAGCAGGUAACAUUUACAGCACUAAGAGCAGACAAGAAAUUUCAGCCACAAGUCACCACGUCUACAACUCAGGCUCGUUUGCAGCAAGAAAUUGAACAAAUGAAAAUGAAGCUCAACAAUUUGGUACUUGAGAACAGACAGGCAGAGCGGAUUUUGCAAGAAGAAAAUGAAAAAGUUGAGUCAGAGAUUGAAUACUUGCUCCAAAAGUUUGACAGCAACAUGAAAGAAAUUCAGGCUGAUCUUGAGAUUAAUGAAAUUGAUUAUAGAAGAGAGGAAGAUGAGCUGAGAAGCCUUGAGAAACCAUUUCAUGCCUUAGAAGAGGAGUACAACCAGAUUGUGGAGAAGCAUCGUCUGGCAGAACAUCAAAGAGUGAAGGAGAUGCAGGAGCUGGAGCUAAAGACCAAAGCUGCAAUUUUGGCCCAGUCCUGGUGGAGAGGCUACAAAACUCGAAAAGCCUUAAAAAAUAAGGGCAAAAGCAAAAAGGCCAAAAAAGGCAAAGGCAAGAAGAAAUAAGACAUAGAUGUAAUUGAUCAACUAAGGCAUUGUUGUGCUAAACAAAUGAUUUACUGUGCCUGCCAUGUUUUGUUAACUAGUAAAAUCUCCUACGUAAUAUACUUGUAUUUCUUUGAAGGAAAACUGUUUCACAAUACAUAUUUUACACAUUUGAUAUACUGAAACCUGCAGUAUUUAUGAAGAACAAAAAAAUAUAGAAAAAAUAUAUAAAUGUGUUCUUAGUAGAAUUAAAUUUGUAUUUAUUUAAAAAUAACCAAAAGGAAAUAAUUAUACAAAUGUACAAAUGUGUCAACUUCUGUGAGCCAAAUUAUAAUACACACAUUUUUUACACACGUUUUUUAGGGCAUAAACUUACAUU
This is a messenger RNA of Cynoglossus semilaevis (tongue sole), 1996 nucleotides long. RefSeq names its product dynein regulatory complex subunit 10 (gene drc10). NCBI's taxonomy places the organism in Eukaryota, Metazoa, Chordata, Actinopteri, Pleuronectiformes, Cynoglossidae. Gene Ontology annotation, molecular function: protein binding. Bases 421 to 1638 code for a protein of 405 amino acids. The record is from RefSeq and is a predicted model, not a curated record. The transcript has 4 exons.